This is a messenger RNA of Planococcus citri (citrus mealybug), 1101 nucleotides long. RefSeq names its product proteasome subunit beta type-4 (gene Prosbeta7). Bases 156 to 908 code for a protein of 250 amino acids. NCBI's taxonomy places the organism in Eukaryota, Metazoa, Arthropoda, Insecta, Hemiptera, Pseudococcidae. Gene Ontology annotation, cellular component: proteasome core complex. The transcript has a single exon. The record is from RefSeq and is a predicted model, not a curated record.
AAAUGAUAAAGCGAAAAAUAACACGAAUUGAAAAGAUCAUGAUCAGUGAAAUUUGAAUUUUCGAUUACGCAUUUCGAGCCAUAAUUUUAUAAUUCAAUUGAACAAUUUUCGUAAAAUUCGGUUUAUUUAUCAAGUUUAUUGAUUUCCAGUGUAAAAUGAAUGUAUUUGACAAAGCAUUGUUGUUUGGUAACCCGCUGGAUCCGUAUGCCUUCAAAGGUGUCGGCGAAUGUGCUUCGAAUUCGGAUAUCAUCACUCAUUUCCAUACACCAGUUACAACAGCUACCUCUGUGCUUGGAAUAGCAUUCAACGACGGUGUAGUUAUCGCUGCUGAUCUACUAGCUUCGUAUGGUUCUUUAGCUCGCUUCAAAAAUUGCCCCCGAAUACUCAAAGUUAACAAAAACACAGUCAUCGGAGUCGGCGGUGACUAUGCAGAUUAUCAGUACUUAAAAGAGCUUAUUAAUGGCAAGAUUAUCGGAGAAGAAUGUUUGGAAGAUGAUAUUUAUAUCAAACCUGCUUCCCUUCAUUGUUGGCUCACUAGAGUAAUGUAUAAUCGUCGUUCGAAAGUCGAUCCACUUUGGAACAAUAUUAUCGUUGGUGGCAUACAAGAAGGUAAACCGUUUUUGGGAUCUGUCGAUAAAUUAGGCACUGCUUUCGAAGAUAAAAUCAUCGCCACCGGUUAUGGUGCUUAUAUUGCUAUUCCGUUGUUACGUGAUGCUGUUGAUAAGAAACCUGAGCUCAAUGCUCAAGAAGCUACCGAGAUUUUGAAAAAAUGCAUGGAAGUGCUCUACUAUCGUGAUGCCAGAUCUUGGAACAAGUAUGAAAUGGCUGUUAUUACUUCUACGAGUUGCGAAGUGCAGGGUCCUAUAGAAAUAAAAGCGGACUGGAAUAUCGCUCAUAAAAUUGUUUAAUCGUAUAUCUCGAUUAUUUUGUAAAAUGUUAUCGAUUUAAAUAACAGGAAUUUUUUCAUCCUACGAGUUGCGUAUCGGGUCCCAUCGAAAUUGAAGUCGAUUGGAAUAUCGCUCGUAAAAUUGUUUAAUCGUAUAUUUUGAGUAUUUUGUAAAAUAUUAUCUAUUUAAAUACAGGAAUUUUUUUCAUUCUAAA